AGCAAUUAAAGCCAAGCCAUUUUUUGUUUUGCAAACCCCCUUUCCUUUUCAUUUCUUUUGAAACCAAAAAUUUAAAUCCAAACGACUUCUUUAUUCCAAUUUGCACGCACCUACGCACACACACUUUUAUUUUUAUUCUUAGUACUAUUAUCUUUUUUAUUCCUUCAGAAUGAGCAGCAGUAAGAGCCACAAGAAGCUUGAAAUUGACGAGAGCUUGUACUCUCGCCAACUCUACGUCCUCGGAGUCGAUGCCAUGAAGAAGAUGAGCUCCUCGAAUGUCCUCGUCGUCGGCCUGAAGGGCCUCGGAUGCGAGAUCGCAAAGAACAUCAUUCUGGCCGGUGUCAAGAGUGUCACGCUUUAUGACCCCGAGAAGGACGACAUUGGAAAGUCCCGCGCUGAAGUGUCGGCCCCGCGUCUCGCUGAGCUCAACCAGUACCUAACGCCCGAGGUCAUUUCCGCAUUCAAGUGCGUUGUGGCCACCGAUAUUUCCCAGCAAAAGAAGCUUGAGCUCAGCGAAGUUGCGCACAAGAGCGGAAGUUGCUUUAUCUCCACUGAGGUUAGGGGUCUUUUUGGAUACACGUUCAACGACUUUGGUGAUAAGUUUAUUGUUGACGACCCCACUGGCGAGGAUCCCCUCUCAGGAAUGGUCGCAAACAUCGAGCAGAGCCCUGAGGGCAUUGUCACUUGUCUGGACGAGACGCGUCACGGCCUCGAGGAUGGCCAGCUUGUCACCUUCAUCGAGGUUCAAGGCAUGACAGAGCUCAACGCCUGCGAGCCGCGCAAGGUCAAGGUCCUGGGCCCCUACACAUUCAGCAUUGGCGACACAACCUCGCUGAGCCCAUACCGGCGCGGCGGUCUUUUCCAGCAGGUCAAGACCCCGAUUUCGCUGAGCUUUGCGCCCUUUGCCCAGGCUCUGGAGAACCCCGAGUUCCUCAUUUCUGACUUUGCCAAGUUUGACCGCCCUGCCCAGCUGCAUGUGGGAUUCCAGGCUCUGCACGCGUUCAGCAGUGCUCACGACGGCAAAUAUCCCCGCCCUGGAAACAACGAGGACGCCGCCGAGGUGCUGCGCCUCGCCAACGAGAUCAACGACAAGUGGUCGCAGAAGACUGAGCUCGACGCCGAGUUGCUCAAGAAGCUCUCAUACCAGGCGGCCGGUGAUAUCUCGCCCAUGGUUGCUGUCUUUGGCGGUCUGGUCGCGCAGGAGGUGCUCAAGGCCUGCACUGGAAAGUUUACGCCGAUCAGGAACUUCUUGUAUUUCGACGCGCUCGAGUGCCUGCCCAUCGGCUUUGAGCCCUCCGAGGAGGACCUGGCGCCCACGGGCUCGCGCUAUGACGGACAGAUCGCUGUCUUUGGCCGCAAGUUCCAGCAGCAGAUUGCCAACUACCGCGAGUUCUUGGUUGGCUCGGGUGCCAUUGGCUGCGAGAUGCUCAAGAAUUGGGCCAUGAUGGGCAUUGCCUCGGGCCCCAAUGGCGUCAUCCACAUCACCGACAUGGACACGAUCGAAAAGAGCAACCUCAACCGGCAGUUCCUGUUCCGCCCUAGCGAUGUCGGCAAGCUCAAGUCCGACACGGCAGCCGCGGCCGUAGUCAAGAUGAACCCCGACCUUCAGGGCAAGAUCGAUCGUGUUGGCGCAGAGACCGAGUGCAUCUACAACGACGGCUUUUUUGAGGGUAUUGACGCCGUGACCAACGCGCUUGACAACGUCGACGCGCGUAGAUACAUGGAUAGCCGCUGCCCGCUGCUCGAGUCCGGAACCCUGGGCACCAAGGGCAACACCCAAGAAGUCCAUCCCCAUGUGCACUCUGAAGAACUUCCCCAAUGCAUCGAGCACACGAUUCAAUGGGCGCGUGAUCUGUUUGCCGGCUUCUUUGUUCAGCCCGCCGAGAACGUCAACGCCUACCUCUCGACCCCCGACUAUGUUAACACGUCGAUGGGCCAGACCAACGAGAACGUCAAGAUCGAAACUCUGACCACCAUCCGCGACUAUCUGGUCACUGACAGGCCGCUGACGUUCGAAGACUGCAUCGUGUGGGCGCGCAAAAACUUUGAAAAUAUAUACAACAACGCCAUCCAGCAGCUGCUCUCCGGCCAGCUGUUCUGGUCGCCGCCCAAGCGUGCACCCGCCGCCAUUGCAUUCGACCCCUCCAGUGAUCUCCACGUUGACUUUAUCGUGGCUGCCGCCAACCUGCACGCCUUCAACUACGGCCUGAAGGGCAGCCGCGAUCGCGAGCACAUCAGGGACGCCGCGACAGCAUCAGGCGUCAAGAUCCAAGUCAACGAGAACGACAACGCAGCCGAGUCUGGAAACAAUGGUACGGACCCCAGCCAGCUGGAGGCCCUGGAGGCAUCGCUGCCCAACCCGGCCAGCUACGCGGGUGUCCGACUGAUUCCCGCUGAAUUUGAGAAAGACGACGACACCAACUUUCACAUUGACUUUAUCACCGCCGCAUCCAACCUGCGCGCCUCCAACUACGGCAUCACUGCGGCAGACCGCUUCCGCACUAAGCAGAUUGCCGGCAAGAUUAUCCCUGCCAUUGCCACAACGACCUCGCUAGUCACCGGCCUCAUUUGCCUCGAGCUGUACAAGAUCAUCGGCAGCGGCUUGGGUGACAACAAGCGCAAGAUUGACGACUACAAGAACGGCUUCAUCAAUCUGGCGUUGCCGUUCUUCGGCUUCUCCGAGCCCAUCGAGCCCGCAAAGUACAAGUACAACGGUAUCGAGGCCAGCGAGUGGGAUGCCAUUAUGAUCGAUCGUGAUGUCACGUUGCAGGAGCUUAUUGACUACUUUACGAACGAGCACAAGCUCGAGCUGAGCAUGGUCAGCUCCGGAGUCACUCUGCUGUACUCGCCCUUCUUGAACCGUGCAAAGUCCGAGGCCCGCAAGUCCAUGAAGAUAUCGCAGCUCUUGCCUGAGGUCACCAAGAAGGACAUUGAGCCAUAUGUCAAGUGGGUCGCGUUGUCCGUCUGCUGCUGCGACGCUGACGAUGAGGACGUCGACGUUCCCGAUGUGCGCAUCAAGAUCCGUAACUAGUUAUUCCAAUUUUUAAAUAUUAGUCCGUCAUGGUGAAUCAAUUCAUUAUUUUUUAUGUGUGUAUGUUGAUCUGGGAUCCAAGAUCCGAUGAACGACUUUGAUGAGAACAAUGUCAGUAAGGGCGCAACUUGAAUCCUUCAACGGUAAAUCUUGUUUUGGUGGGGAGUGGGAAUCGGGGUUUCUGGUUUGCGCUACUCUCAUGUUAUGACUAACAUUAAUGUAUC
This is a messenger RNA of Kickxella alabastrina, 3255 nucleotides long. RefSeq lists its product as uncharacterized. The record is from RefSeq and is a predicted model, not a curated record. Bases 170 to 3031 code for a protein of 953 amino acids. NCBI's taxonomy places the organism in Eukaryota, Fungi, Kickxellomycota, Kickxellomycetes, Kickxellales, Kickxellaceae. Gene Ontology annotation, cellular component: SUMO activating enzyme complex; cytoplasm. Gene Ontology annotation, biological process: protein sumoylation. Gene Ontology annotation, molecular function: SUMO activating enzyme activity. The transcript is spliced from 9 exons.